This is a messenger RNA of Stylonychia lemnae, 2010 nucleotides long. The record is from the annotation of a GenBank genome assembly. Lineage: Eukaryota; Ciliophora; Spirotrichea; Sporadotrichida; Oxytrichidae.
AUGAAAACUUGCUUCUAUGAAGUGUUAGGUGUAGACAGCACUGCAACUUAGAAAGACAUAGAGAGAGGAUAUAAGAAAUCAGCAUUGAAAUGGCAUCCAGACAAGAAUAAGGAUGAAGACACCACAGCUAAGUUUUAGGCAGUCAGUGAAGCUUAUACUGUUUUGUCAGAUCCCAAUGAGCGUGCUUGGUACGAUUCGCAUAAAGAUCAAAUCCUGAGAGGCAAAGAUGUUGAGGAGACUAAAGAAGAAGAUUUUUCUUAUAUCACUAAGUCAAAACUCUGGCCCUUCUUCAACUAAUCCUGCUAUAGUGGCUAUGAUAAGAAGAAGGAAAAUAAUUUCUAUAAGGUAUAUGCAGAUUUGUUUAGACAACUUGAUAAAGAAGAAGAACAGGAGGAAGAAGUAGGAUCUGAUCAUUAUGAUGCAGCAUGGUUUGGAGAUCAAGACUCUACUGCGGAAGAAGUGUUUAGGUUUUACAAUGACUGGGAGAAUUUCUCAACUCUUAAACAAUUUGAAUAUGCAGAUAAGUACAACCCAAAUCAAGCUCCUAAUAGAUAAGUAAAGAGACUUAUUGAAACUGAAAACAAGAAGGAAAGAUCAAAGGAGAAAAAGGAGUUCAAUGAUUUAGUCAUUUAGCUUGUCGAAUAUGUUAAGAAGCGUGAUCAAAGAUAUUAAAAAUUCAAGAUGUAGGAGCAAAGAGAAAAAGAAAUGAAGAGGCAGUAAUAGGAAGAUGAGAAAAAUCGCAAAAGAUUAGAGGAGUAGGAGAGACUUAGGUAAUAUAGAGAAGAAAUUGCCAAGCGAUAUGCUGAAGAAGAGGAAGAAGCAUUAGCUAAUGGAGACUUUGAAGAAGUGAUAGUUAAUGAGUUCAAUUGCAAUGUGUGCAAGAAGACUUUCAAGAAUGAAAAGCAACUAUAAAAUCAUCUGCAGUCUAAGAAGCACAAGGAUAAUUACAAUAAAUUCAAGGAUGAGGUUAAAAUGGAUGAUGAAACAGAAAAAAUUAUCCAGGAGGAAUAGGAAAGAUUAAAGAAAUAAUUAGAGGAUGAGUAGAAAAAGAAAAAGGAAGAAGAGCUUAAUGAAUAUGAAAACAGUAAAAAGAAAAAAACCAGGAAAAAUAAAGGAAAGGAUAGUGAUGAGGAAGAGAAAAAAGAAGGAGAUGAGGAGGAAGAGGAAAAGUUAGAAUAACUAACUGAGGAAUAAAAAUAAUUGUUGCUUUUAAAAGAGUAGUCAUAAGAGGAAGAGGGGUAUGUGAGUAAAAAUAAGUUAAAGAAAAUGGGGAAAGAAUAGAAGGGUAGCAAGAAAAAUGUGCCGUAAUCAAGCAAACAAACAUUUAAGGAUCAAUUUUUAAAGUUGGACAAAAAGGAGUAGAAUAUACUAAUUGAUAAGCUUGAAAGCUUGCAAGACAAGGGUGGCAAAUAACUAGCUAAGCCCCAAUAAAAAAAGAAGAAGCAGGACAGUGAUGAUGAAGAGUAAGAAUAUAUAAAGAAACAACUGUUAAAAAAAGCAUAAAAGGGGAAAAAGAAGGGCAAGAAUGAAGAAUAUGAUGAUGAUGACUUCAUUAAACCUUAGUAAAAAGAAUAGAUCAAAUAGCAAACUAAAUCUAAAAAUGAUGAGACCAAGUAAUCUAAGAAAUAGAAAGAAAAUUAUGAUGAUAGCACAAAGCUAAAAGAAGAAAGUGCAAAAAUACCUAAUAUUGAUCAAGAAGAAAUAAAGACUUAGGAAUAAAUUCCUCAAGAAGAAGAGAAAACCUAGAUUGUUAAAGAAGAAUAAUUAAUAUAGAAUGAAACACAAAACGAAGAUCUAAAUAAUGACGAGAAUGACGAUGAGGAUGAGGACCAAUAAGAAACUUCUAAGAAAAGUAAGAGAGAAAAAAGAAAAGAGAAGAAGUCUAAAAAGGUUGUUGAAGAAAAGGAGUAAGAUAUAAGUCUAAAGUGCAAUAUUUGCAAGGAAACCUUUGACACUAGAAACAAGCUAUUCACACAUAUUAAAAAGACUGGACAUGCAAGAGCUGUGUGA